UUGACUUUUGGAAGCAAUGAACGGUUCUUAUGUCAAAUCCAAAUGUUUUGUUGUGCUGACGAAGGGAUGCUGCGUCCAAGGGGAAAAGUGAUAUGAAGUAGUUGUUGUUUAGCCACGAGGGCUCCGAUGACCAUUACUGCGCCAAUUACUGUUUAGCGCUCUAAAGCGACACCGACAGUCAAUGAUAGGACCAUAUUACCUUCCAGGUGCUUUCACGCGCAGCCGCCGCACGCUGUGCCAAAACAGAAAGUAUAACGGGGUCUGAUUACACAGGAGGGAGGAUGGUGGCAGAGAUGGCGAGCUGUGGCGCGGCUUGUCACCUGGAGGACGGAGACGGAGAUAUCCCUGCGCUGGAAAACAAAGAUAAUCUGACAGAAAGUGACAGCAGUAGUCCAGAGAACACUGGAACGUCCACUGAGGAGAGCUCGGACGAGGAUGAAGAGGAAGAUGAGGAGUCUGAAGCCUGUGCUGAGAAGGAUGGAGGAGAGGAAGACGCCGAAGCAACCGAUGCAGAGGAGUCUAAAGAUGAGUCAGUCGCUGGACCUGAAGCAGAGGUUUCAAAUGGGAAAGAUGAGAGGCAAUUCAGACUAUGCUGUGAAAAAUGCAAAGCCAUCCAUCAGAGCCAUGGCAAUGAGCUUGUUACCCCCAGGAGAAUCUCCAAGGGACGAUUACAGGUGCAGCUGGAAGGAGAGGGAACAUACGAAUGCUCUGUCACCGGCCUGGUGUUUGAAGCAUCGGAGCGGGUUCUCGUAAGGUACUCAGUCUUGUCCUGGUCUAAGUUCGGCGCAUUCCUCCAGGACUCCUGGAAGUUUGCGGGACCCAUCUUUAAUGUGGACACCAUCAACAAGGAUGCGUCUGUCCUAAAGUCCAUCCAGUUCCCUCACUGCCUCUGCCUCGCUGACCCAGAAAAUGAGAUGACAUUCAGUGUCCUACACAUAAAGGACAACUGUCCACGCAUUGAGCCGACAGUGGACCACUCAGGUAGCCAUGUUAAGUGGAAUGUGACGUCCCUGUCACCCGUGGGCCCCAUCAUACAGACGAGCCAGUCUGUAGAGCGCCAUGGGGUGGUCCUGGUCUACAAGCAGCUGGGGAGUGACAACAACAACUACAGUUUCCAUAUCUACCUGGCCACCAACAGCUCGUCCGACAUCAAGGAUAUAUGCAAACAAGUGCGGGCCUACAAGAAUCGUUACAUUCGGAUUGACAAGCCUCCCACAUGUAAACUGGAUGAAGGGACGUAUCGUCUCCUGAGCGAGCCAGAGGGAGACAUCAAACCUCAGGAUUUGAAAUUCACCCUUGCAGUGACUAAGAUGAAAGGCUACUUUGAAGCUUUCUUUGAACAGCCUCCUCCCUUUAAAUUGUCUCUUAUAGAGAUUGACUCUGAGGAGACUGUAUGGUCUGCCACCAUCAGAGAAGGUGACUGUGUGGAUAACACGGAAAAGAAGCCAAGGAAAAGGACAAACAGCAGACAGAGGAGCAGCAGCCCCUCAGAAGACGAAACGGCCUGUAAAAGACCUCGAUGGCAGGAUGAGUCAGAUGGAAUGAAGACAGUGAUGACUCAGGUCCAGGACAUGUCAGAGAAGCAGCUACUGCAGGUGGCCAAGCGACUCGGGAAGGAGUGGAAGCAGGUGGCCAUCUAUCUAGACUUGAACUCCAGGGACCUGGAUGACAUCCAGGCAUCUGAGAAAGAUGUGACCAUGCAGAAGCUGAAGAUGCUGGUGGAGUGGAAGAGCAGAAGGCGGCCGGGAGAGGCCACGGCAGGCCACCUGUGGAAAAGUGUGGAGGAGCUGGAUGACUUGCCAAAUGAGGUCCGACAGACACUGCAAGAUAUGAUAAACAAUCAAGCAGCUAAAUGAAAGGGAUUUGACCUAAAUGGAUCGUUGGAUAUCUGUUCUUCCAGCAUCAGGAAGAAAAAAGAUCUCAGGAAUACAACAAAACCGAGUUGACCUUUGGACCAAACAUUAUCUCUUCCUUCAGUUUGUGUUUCUCUUUUGAAUAUUUUCUGGACGUGAAACUAAUUGAUGAGUUUUUGUAUUUCUGCAUUUCAUGAAAAGGACCAGUGUCCUAUUUCUGGAUGGGCAUUUUGUUCAAAUGUGGUCCUUUUAUUCUGUAAUGAAUACAGAAUAGACAAGCUGUACCUGAAGGUACCAUUGUGUAGGCAGAAUUUGAUGCUUAGCAUCAUCAGGUUCUGAAAUGACCAGCAGAUGUAGAGGUGUAGAGGUCGUUGAGAUAUUGAGUAGCUAAUUAUGUAGCCAGUAACACAUGUAAAUGUAGGUGCUGCAGUGUUGAAACUGCAAGAAUCAGGAAAAAUCCAACCUGUGUAUCUUGUUUCACUUUUAAAUGGGAUUUUUUAUAAAAUAAUUAGGCAUUACAUCACAUGCAUGUGACUGUCCAACGCAUUGCGGACUGAAUUACUGAACCAUUUUGUGUGUCAUAUGUUUUUAUAUUUAUGCACACUACGUCCUGUACAUAUCUUUUUAUUUUUUUUAU
Seriola dumerili (greater amberjack) is the source of this 2490-nucleotide messenger RNA. RefSeq lists its product as uncharacterized. Lineage: Eukaryota; Metazoa; Chordata; Actinopteri; Carangiformes; Carangidae. Bases 282 to 1856 code for a protein of 524 amino acids. Gene Ontology annotation, molecular function: protein binding. Gene Ontology annotation, cellular component: THO complex part of transcription export complex. The transcript has 17 exons. Gene Ontology annotation, biological process: regulation of DNA-templated transcription elongation; mRNA export from nucleus; signal transduction. The record is from RefSeq and is a predicted model, not a curated record.